Messenger RNA from Phalacrocorax carbo (great cormorant), 2700 nucleotides. The record is from RefSeq and is a predicted model, not a curated record. NCBI's taxonomy places the organism in Eukaryota, Metazoa, Chordata, Aves, Suliformes, Phalacrocoracidae.
AACUGGGGGCACUGGGUUGCAGUGGGGGACAGAGCUACAAGGCGCUGGUGCCAGCCGCCCUCUGCCCGCAGCCCCAGCACCGGCCCCGCACAGGUAGCUCCGCCCCGCCGGGAGUCGCGAGCCGGGCCCGGGUCGCGGGCGGAAGCGGAAGGCGGCCGCGGCGGGCGCCCUUCCUGCGGGCCGAGCCGUGCCGUGCCGUGCCGUGCCGUGCCGUGCCGUGCCGUGCCGUGCCGUGCCGGCAUGGGCGAGAGCACCAGCCCCAUCAGCGUAAUCCUGGUGAGCUCGGGCAGCCGCGGCAACAAGCUGCUCUUCCGCUUUCCCUUCCAGCGCGGCGCCGAGCACCCCGCCGCGCAGGCCAGUAAACCAAGGAGUCGAUAUGCUGUGAAUAGCUCUGGUGACACCACAGAAGAUCAAGAUGGUGACUCCAGAGACCAAUGUCCUCUAACUGAUGAGCAAUUGGUUUCGGGAACAAGUUCCCUCCAGCAGCUCACUGAAGUCUUCUUCCCUGUGGAUUUGAGCUCCACUGUCUCACGGGACACCCUGAGGAAGAAGAGUGGAUGUAGAGACCAGACCAAUUUUGCAAGGUUUUCAGAUGUCAUCCUGGCAACAAUUUUGGCUACCAAGUCAGAUAUGUGUGGCAAAAAGUUUGAACUCAAGAUUGAUAAUGUUCGCUUUGUUGGCCAUCCCACAUUGCUUCAGCAUGCCCUUGGGCAGGUAUCCAAAACUGAUCCCUCACCGAAGAGAGAGAUGCCCACUAUGAUUCUCUUCAACGUGGUGUUUGCACUAAGGGCCAAUGCAGAUCCAUCCGUGAUAAACUGCUUACACAACCUCUCCCGAAGAAUCGCCAUAGUCUUACAGCAUGAAGAGCGCCGCUGCCAAUACCUGACCAGGGAGGCUAAGCUGAUCUUAGCUAUUCAGGAUGAAGUGUCUGCCAUGUCAGAAGCCACAGAAGGGCCGCAGUCACCUUUUCAUCACAUCUUACCCAAGUGCAAACUGGCUAGAGAUCUCAAAGAGACGUAUGACAGUCUCUGCACAACAGGGGUAGUCCGUUUACAUAUCAACAACUGGCUGGAAGUGAGUUUCUGCCUGCCUCAUAAAAUCCAUUAUGUUGCCACAAACUUUAUACCCCCUGAAGCAAUUGAGAGAAGCCUGAAAUCUAUCAGGCCUUACCAUGCCUUAUUACUGUUAAAUGAUGAGAAGUCAUUGCUUAAUGAGCUCCCGUUGGACUGCUCUCCUGCCUUGGUGAGAGUAAUUAAAACUACCUCUGCUGUGAAGAAUUUGCAGCAACUGGCUCAAGAUGCUGACUUGGCAUUGCUGCAGGUUUUCCAGCUUGCUGCACAUCUCGUUUACUGGGGAAAAGCAAUUAUUAUUUAUCCUCUGUGUGAAAACAAUGUCUACAUGCUUUCUCCAAAUGCCAGUGUCUGUCUUUAUUCUCCAUUAGCAGAUGCGUUUUCUUGUCAGUUCCGGGGCCACAACCUGCCGUCGAUGCUUUCCAAGUUCUCCCUCCCAGUGUCACUCUCAGAGUUCAAGAAUCCGCUCGCACCACCUGUUCAGGAGACUCAGCUAAUUCAAAUGGUGAUAUGGAUGCUCCAACACCGGCUCCUUAUUCAGCUUCACACUUAUGUCUGUCUGAUGGUGCCACCAAAUGAGGAGGAUUUCCGAGCCCAAGAUGAAGACAUGCGCUUUACUGCCAGAGUUGGAGGCCGAAGUUUAAGCACUCCCAAUGCUCUCAGCUUUGGUUCUCCAACUAGUAGUGAUGACAUGACUCUGACAAGCCCUAGCAUGGAUAAUUCCAGUGCUGAAUUGAUACCUGGUGGGGACUCACCACUAAAUAAAAGGAUGACAGAGAAUCUCCUAGCAAGCUUGCUGGAACAUGAGCGGGAGGCUAUCCUUAAUGUCCCUGCUGCCCAGAAUCCAGAAGAUCUUCGCAUGUUUGCAAGGCUGCUGCACUAUUUCCGAGGCCGACACCAUUUGGAGGAGAUUAUGUACAAUGAGAACAUGCGUCGCUCCCAGCUGCUGAUGCUGUUUGACAAAUUCCGCAGUGUGCUGGUGGUGACCAGCCAUGAGGACCCUGUGAUUUCAGUUUUUCAGUCUCUCUUAAAGUGACUCUACUGGUAAAGGAAGGGAACCUGCUACACUUGCCAUACUGAUAGUCUAAAAGAUGCCUAAAAAGUAAAGGAGGUGAUUUCAAUUCCUUCUUGCCAUGUGACACAGAGCAGGUUCUCCCUCUCCACACCUCAGUUUCCCAUCUGCUCCCUGUGGCUGAGGCCAGUCUAUACGAGGGCUCUGGGGCCUGCCGCAGGACAGCAUGUGCUUCCUCACUCUGGCUUCCUGCUGUACCAUGUUCACAGCCCUUCCCUGACCCGCUCCCUCCCCGGGGCUUGUGAGAGCAGGCCAAGAUGAUGUCCACUGCAGUGUUACUGACAGUACUUUACCUUUGGGUGGAUGCUGGUGCAUCAGAAGUGCUCUCCCAACAACAUGACUGCUGGGUCAUGCACCUGCAAGUGCCAUUUGUGAGCAGCCCGUCCCCCAUGCCAGAGCACACAUGGCCUCUGCUCAAGGGCAGACUGGAGCUGGCCCAGCUUUCAGGGAAACAUCUCUGGGUGCUGAAGAAUUCUGUUUGAUCAUCGUUAUCUGGCAGCAGUGAGGACAUAAGUAGGAAGGCAAAGUAUCACAAGUAAACAGCUUCAUGAAUGAGAA